Molecule: messenger RNA, 5825 nt
Organism: Hipposideros armiger (great roundleaf bat)
Lineage: Eukaryota; Metazoa; Chordata; Mammalia; Chiroptera; Hipposideridae
Gene: ZNF202
Product: zinc finger protein 202
Exons: 8
Coding region: 2611-4404 (597 amino acids)
Biological process (GO): regulation of transcription by RNA polymerase II
Molecular function (GO): DNA-binding transcription factor activity, RNA polymerase II-specific; RNA polymerase II cis-regulatory region sequence-specific DNA binding
Source: RefSeq, a predicted model, not a curated record
UAGUGAGGAGCCCCAGGCGUUACGGCCCUCGUGUCUCUUGGUGGUCGGAACUAGAACCUCUGGGGACGCGCACGGUGUUCCAGGCGUUCUUUCCAGUCACCGCCCUCCGUCCCCUCCCGAGGCCUGCAGGAACGCAGUUCGACCGCACUUCCCAUGGCUUCCGCGCCAAUUGCUCCCCCGGAACCGAGGGAGAAGUGAUCUAGGCCCCUUUGAUUUCUCGCAGCGUUUUCUCACCCCGCCUUUCAGAUCGCUCAGGAAUCGUCCCCGCAGACUCCCUGCCCAGACGAGCCCCGUCUCUUCCCACCACUAACCCCUGGUCCAACACACAUGCAGAGCUACCUGUGAUCGUACCACCCGUGAUCAUACUAGGCCAUGGAGACAGCCUUGCCCGUGGCUUUUCAGCUGCCCCUGGGACGACCCCGAGCUACCCCUCACGCCGGUGGCUGCUGUCUCCACUUGCAGCUUCCCUCUCCCGACCCCCUAGCAGCCAGUUGGGGCACUUCUCCGCACCACCAUUUCCCUCAGCCAGGAGUGUGCAGGCCCCUGCUUUUUGGUUGGGUUGACUGAAAGUUUGUUAGUGUGUGUGCCAAUGUUUGUGCUGUGUUCUCUCGGAAAGGUGUCAGCCCGAUUUGUAUUUUUCGGGGCUUUGAGAACCUUGUCUGUCUUGGUCCCUGCUGGGGAGCAGUGCCACAUCCAGGCUCUUACUUAGAGGCUGGGCUUAGAACUGUUGCUCUUUCUCCAUCCACACGCUGCAGAUGACACCCAGGGCAGCCUCACUCACAAACCGCGAGGAAUGCUAGUGGAGUCCCUCGUUUCUCCUCCCAACGUGUCUCCCAGGCCGCCCCAUGGGCCUCGAUCCAGAAAGCCACUUCGGAAAGGUGGUGGGGUAGCCAUAGGAGGCUUGUCGUUGGGAAAUGGGUGGCAGCAGAGCAGUUAAGGUUUGGGGCCAUGUGUCUUGAGUAACUUUCUGUUCUUACUGCCCAGCAUAAGAAGGUGGGCAGGUAUGGAGGGAGGAAGGGACUAGUUCCCCCUGUGACCAAACACCUGUGAUUCAUAAUCUUUUCCCCCUUUCUCCUCCAGCUGUACCCCUUUUGCACUCUUUCUGUAUACUGUAUUGCAGUAGACAGUCCUUUCAAGGCACAGCAAGGUUUAUUACAAUGUGAGGGACUCUUAUGCAUUACAAACUAUACAGAUGAGGUAAGUUACAGGUGUAUGUUUUUUGUUCCAGUUAAUUUGACUCAGGCAUAAAACACAUAACACUCAAUCCUAGACUCUCUCUACUUUUUCAAACCCUCCUGUAAAUUUGGCCAACACUGGAAAAGUUGGAUCCUUUCUGCUUGAACUUCAGAUUUACUUCCUUUGCCUUAGGUGCUGGUUCUCAACUUUAUCAUGCAUCUUAAGCACCUGAAGAGCUUGUUAAACACUGAUUGGUGUUGCUACCCACAGAGUUUCUGAUAAUAGGUCUGGGCUGGAGCUUGAGAAUUUGCAUUUCUAACAAGCUCCUAGGUGCUGGUGCUGCUGGCCUGGGUUUCUCACGCUGAGAACCACUGCCUUUGGCCAAAGUUCUUCACAUAACUGCAGUGGUUUGGGGAUCAAAAGACCUGUGAGUACUUCCGUGCUGAAAACUAGUGAUAUGGUCUUGUGUGGGUAAUUUAACCACCUAGCUCUGAGUUCUUUCAUUUGUAGAAUUAAGAAAGUGUACUUUAAGAAAAAACUCUAAAUGCUUUAUCUUAUGCCAAAUUGAUGAAAUAUUGAUAAGUUUUUCCCUUGAUUUGCUUAUUUCUCUUGAUAAGAGCUUUUUCAUCAUAUAGCUUAUACCCAUAUUCUAGGUUUUUUACUGUGAACCCUUGGUAUGUAAAGUCCCUGCUAUUUCUUUUUUUUUUUUCCUGCUAUUUCUUACUUAUAUGCGUAUGUUAAAGUCUUUAAGGUUAGCGCCUGUGCUUUUUGCAUCUUUCUCAGCCUAGCACCUUGAAUUGUGUGGGACACAAAAUUGAUGCUCAGCAGGUAUUUGGAUUGAAUCAACUAUAUCCCCUGCCCACCUGCUCCCUUGAAGUUUUUCUCCACUAAUCCUAUGCCACAUAGUAAAGCAGUAGGUGGUUAUGCCAUCUGAUUCUUCCAGGAGAUUGGAGUAAAUGCUAAUGCCAAAUGCUGAUAACACUCCCUGUGAGUGGUUUAUUUCCCAGAAGCCCUUGCAACCCUGAUUCUGAAUUUCAGUGUUUCUAUAUCCAAGUUGGGGGAAGAGAAAUAGCUUAACUAAAUUUAACACAUUUAUUGAACACCUUUUCUACCAAGUAUUUGACAAAGUGUUGGAAAUAUGCAAAUGAAGAGGUCCUUGCCCUUAGGGGCAGCACUCACAGAAGAAGAUAAAGAUGCUAAACAGUUCCCACAACAAGAAUGGCAUCCUGGGAUGACUUCUGCUUUGGACCAUGAUUUAGUCCAGGGGUCAGCAAACUGCGGCUCGCGAGGCACAUGCGGCUCUUUGGGUCCCUUGGGAGAAACUCCUUGAGGUGCCCGGGCUGAGACUGGGGUGUAAUGACAGCGUGAGAUCUGGUCAGAACCUAUCUCCCAGAGGGAUGAGCCAGUGCUUGAGACUUCGCACCAGAACUUCCGAUGCUUUCGCUACCAGGAAGCAGCAAGCCCUCGAGACGCUCUCAUUCGACUCCGAGAACUUUGUCGUCAGUGGCUGAGGCCAGAGAGGCGGACGAAGGAGCAGAUCCUAGAGCUGCUUGUGCUGGAACAGUUCCUUACCGUCCUGCCUGGAGAACUGCAGAGCUGGGUGCGGGGCCAGCGGCCAGAAAGUGGCGAGGAGGCAGUGACACUGGUAGAGGGUUUGCAGAAACAACCCAGGAGACCAAGGCGGUGACUGUCCAUGUUCAUGGCCAGGAAGUCCUGUCAGAGGAGACAGUGCAUCCAGGAGCAGAGCCUGAGUCACCUCGUGAGAUGCAGGAUCCUGUGCAGACCUUGACCCUUGAGGAGUCCCAUGAGGAGACCACACAGAGCCCAGAUCUCGGGACACCAGAAGAGCAGAGCCUGUGCCAUGAAUUGGAGUUCCAGCCUCUGCAGGAGAGCGAGGUUCCGGUACCCCAGGACCCAGACCUUCCUGAGGAGAGGAGCACUGGAAACCCAGAGAUGGUUGCCCUUCUCACAGCUCUAUCACAGGGACUGGUCACUUUCAAGGAUGUGGCUGUAUGCUUCUCCCAGGACCAGUGGAGUGACCUGGAUCCAGCGCAGGAAGAGUUCUAUGGAGAAUAUGUCUUGGAAGAAGACUGUGGAAUUGUGGUCUCCUUAUCAUUUCCAAUCCCCAGACUAGAUGAGAUCUCCCACAUUAGAGAAGAAGAGCCUUUGGUCCGAGAUAGCCUAGAACUUCAAGAGCCUCAAGAGCCGGAGAUCCUGAGUUUUACCUACACAGGAGAUAGGAGUGAAGAUGAGGAAGAGUUUCUUGAGCAAGAAGAUCUGAGUUUGGAGGACCUACACAGGUCGGUUGUAGGAGAUUUAGAAAUUCAUCAGACUCCAGAUUGGGAGAUAAUCUUUGAGGAUGAUCCAGGUAGACAUAGUGAAAGAAGAUUUGGUACAAAUAUUUCUCAAGUUAAUAGUUUAACAAAUCUUCGAGAAACUACGCCUAUCCACUCCCUGUUAGGGAGACAUCAUGACUGUCCUGUAUGCGGAAAAAGUUUUACGUGUAACUCCCACCUUGUUAGACACCUGAGAACUCACACAGGAGAGAAACCCUAUAAGUGUAUGGAAUGUGGAAAAAGUUACACACGGAGUUCACAUCUUGCCAGGCACCAAAAGGUUCACAAAAUGGGCACUCCUUAUAAAUUUCCCCUAAAUCGGAAGAAUUUGAAUGAGGCCUCCCCUCUGGUCCAGGCUAAGAGAACUUCAUCUGUUGAGAAACCGUAUAGAUGUGACGAUUGUGGAAAACACUUCCGCUGGACUUCAGACCUUGUUAGGCAUCAAAGGACACAUACAGGAGAAAAACCCUUCUUCUGUACUAUUUGUGGCAAAAGCUUCAGCCAGAAAUCAGUGCUAACAACACACCAAAGAAUCCACCUGGGAGGCAAACCCUACUUGUGUGGAGAGUGUGGAGAGGACUUCAGUGACCACAGGAGGUACCUGGCACACCGGAAGACCCAUGCAGCUGAGGAGCUGUAUCUCUGUAGCGAGUGUGGUCGGUGCUUCAACCAUAGUGCUGCAUUUGCCAAGCACCUGCGAGGACAUGCCUCCGUGAGGCCCUGCCGAUGCAAUGAAUGUGGGAAAAGCUUUAGUCGGAGGGACCACCUCGUCAGGCAUCAAAGAACACACACUGGCGAGAAACCAUUCACAUGCCCUACCUGUGGGAAAAGUUUCAGCAGAGGCUAUCACUUAAUCAGGCAUCAGAGGACCCACUCAGAAAAGACCUCCUAGCUAGGUCCCCAUGUGAGGAGAUCUGCAUUCAGCCCUGACCCAGAGAUGAGCUAGAAGAAGCCCUGUGGUCAGCCUGGGAAGACCUUUUCCAGGGAGUCUCCCUUACUUGCCCAGAUCAAUAUAACCUCUUCCCACAAUUAAGUAAAAUCCCUGGGCAGAACCUCUCAACCUUCUUUUACUCCUUGAGGAGCUACUUUGCCCAAAGUACAACCUGAGUUGAGGCUUUGCCUUAACUGGAGUGCUCUUGCCUCUACCUCAUGGGUAUGAAGUAGGAGAAUUAGAAGACGUAAGAGGUUAUGGUUAUAAUUAUUUUCCUCAGAAUAGGCUGUUAGAUAUCCUAAUGACUAUUCAACAGCCUCAAGUUUAAAGUGGCCCAGGACAACCCCUUAGGUUUGGUACGGGACCAGCCUGUAGGACCCUGUCCUUACUAGGCUCAGAUCUUAAAGCACACAGCCCUGAACUCGAGGCCGGAGAUUUGCAUCCUGAUGGCUUUGCCACAUAUUCACAGGAUAACUGUACACAUCUUACCGAUUCACUUCCUCACCAUGCACUUGCCUUGAUACUGGGGAGAGGUGGGAGAAGUAUUUGAUGGGCGAAAACCUCAAGGCUGCCUCACAUGGACCUUGUCAAGGUGCUCACUUCCCCAUUGUCAAAGUGAAACCAGGAGCCAGACACUGCUAGAAAGGAGAACCUAGCCAGAAGCCUCUUUUCCUUGUGGGGUGUGUUUUUUUCCUGUUAGAAGUCUCAUGCCAUUAGCCUUCCCAUUAUUCUACCAGUCGCUUGGUUUUGUCCCUAGCACUUUUUUCUACUACAAGUGGGGUGUAGCAUUUGGGUGCCAACGGAUUUAGUAAAGGAUAAUGAAAUCAUUUACAUUUCCACAUAUGUACAAGCCCAACCUUUUCACAGGGGUUUGUGAGGGAAUUUUGGAACAGUCAGCUUACAAAGGCAGUAUCAUAAUUGUAGAAUCAUGGUUGACUGGAUCACCUCACUUACAUGAAGAAAACGAGAAGACCUGACAUCAAAUUAUGGAAAAAUUAAGAAAAAGCUGUUGCUGGGAGCCAAGGCUAUCAAGACAUUUCUCCUGACACCCCACCGCCAUCAUCCCUUCCCGGGUUCUCUGAUAUCAGGGAAAAUCACAAAAACCCCAGCACCUGGGACCCUGAAGAAUUUACUGGGAGUAAAACGGCUUUCAUGUAUUUUCAUUGUUUGCUUUUUCUUAUGUGAUUUCAUUUUCAUGUAAUUAAGAACUAAAUAGUAGUUCUCAUGGCCCAAGGAUCUCUGUUGCCUGAUAAAAUUUCCAUGGAGAUGAGGCUGAAUAAUUAUGAACCUCAUGUGCUCUGAUUGUGGGAGUGUCAAGGACUGGGGAGACUGUCCUCCAUAAAUGGAGCACAGGGUAUGGGAUUAAAGCAUGAGAAGGGAGA